Messenger RNA from Pocillopora verrucosa, 1170 nucleotides. Its product is annotated as zinc finger matrin-type protein 5. The record is from RefSeq and is a predicted model, not a curated record. Gene Ontology annotation, cellular component: U12-type spliceosomal complex. Lineage: Eukaryota; Metazoa; Cnidaria; Anthozoa; Scleractinia; Pocilloporidae. Gene Ontology annotation, molecular function: zinc ion binding; nucleic acid binding.
AGCAAAAUGGCCGCAGUACGUUAGCUUAAAAUUUCCAAAAUUUUACUUUAUCCGGAAACAGCUUGGAUGUGACAUUUCAGCGUUAUUUUGUUUGUAAAGGAUGGGUAAAAGGUAUCACUGUGAAUAUUGUAACCGAUCCUUCGCUGAUACUCUGCAUACGAGAAAAAAUCAUAUCAAUGGUGUGCAACACAAGCGAAAUCGUAAGCUUCACUAUGAUUCAUUUAAAGAUCCUGCAGUUCUCUUGGCUGAGGAAACAAGUAAACCACCCUGUCGGAAAUUUUUUGCUACUGGAACAUGUGGAUUUGGUGCUAAUUGCUGGUAUUCUCAUACAAGCCCACAGAUGUUGUUAGCAACUCAAGAAGCAAGCUUAGGUAGAAAAACACCAGACCAGUCACAGGCAGGUCAACCUCAGGCAACACUUAAAGAGUGGCUGGAGAAGUACGACAAAAAGCGAAAAAAGGUUGAAUGUAAAGAUGCACCAGGGAAAUCUGCUUCACAGUCAAGUUACACCUUACCACCAGGUCUUCCUCCUCUACAGCAACUGCCUCCUUCAUUGUUACCACCACCUCCUGGAGGGUACCCUGAACUCCCAAGAGAAGAGUGGGGUUAAUUGUUGCUUGACAUAUGGGAUUUUUCAUGCUUGGGUACCUCAAUCAAACCCCUGCUGUCAUCUUUUGAUCACCCCCAUCAUCAUUCAAGAGGUCUAUGAUAUUUAAAGGUUGAGUACAUUUACACAGAGGACUACUUGCAUCCAUAACCAUUGUCAUUAUCCAUCAGUGACCCACUCAGCUGCGCCUUGUGUGCCACUUUUUUGUUCUUUCCACAUUUUGAUGUCAUCUGUGAUCUAUUACUGAACAGACAAACGGCAACUUUGAAUCUAUUUGUUAAAUAGAUUAAGAUCCUCUUUAUAUUCACUGAUCAGUUGUGUGAGUUCAGAUGAUGUUUAGGUAGGUAUAAGACAAUGUUCAUUGGGAAAAAGGAAGGAAGAACCUUGAAGAAAACAUAAGAGUUCAUUUUGUAUUGAUAUGAUGAUCAUGAAUCAAGGAAGAUAGCCUGCAAUAAGGCUGAGGCUGAUGUAAAUAAGAACUUCUUACAAUGUUUUAAGUAAGACCAGUUGGAGCAAUCAUUAAAUUUGUCUCAAUGAAUCAAAUGAAGAGAAUUGAAUAAAAG